Phlebotomus papatasi is the source of this 2461-nucleotide messenger RNA. Its product is annotated as protein phosphatase PTC7 homolog. Lineage: Eukaryota; Metazoa; Arthropoda; Insecta; Diptera; Psychodidae. The coding region runs from base 523 to 1419 and encodes 298 amino acids. The record is from RefSeq and is a predicted model, not a curated record. The transcript is spliced from 5 exons.
ACACGGAAAAAAGCAAAAAGAGAAUGUGUUUCGUUAUUUCUGACGAAGAAAUAGCUUUCUUAAGCUGAAGGUAACUCAUAGUGGGUUUAUAAUCCAAUAUUUAUUCAUAAUUAGUGAAUUUUCCUUGCAUAAAUGUGGAAAAUGAAGAAAAACCUACCAAUUCGAGAAAAUUUACAGUGUAUCCAUAGUGACAUUUAACUUUUGUAAAAGCUGUCAAUUGGUGCAAAGUUUCAGUGUGGUUUUUGCUUUCCAGUAGCGUGCAAGUUCAUUUCAAUUUUCUUCCUGAUUUUCUCACAGUAGCACCUCAGAAGAGUUCCCCAUUGUGAUGUAACCGAAAACUCGAGCAUCUCGAGAUCAAGUGCCAAUUUGAGAAAUGAGUGCUCCAUCGAUUAUUAACCGUGAAAAGUGAGGAGCAUAGAAAAAGUGCUCUGAAAGAAGAAAGUCCCACCAUCUUGGUUUCUUUUGAUUUUGGAGGAAUAGAGAAGUGUGUGCCUGGCUCGGUGAUUUCUGCCCAGAGUGACUAUGCAAUCACUGUGCUGGACCACGAGAUUCGUGACACGAGCACUGAGGAGUGGCUUUUCCACCCUCAUUGAGCCCAACAACAAACCAAAGCCUCACUUUGUGUCAGUUGUCUGUGGAUUCCCCAAAGAUUUCCUCCGCUCCAAAUACAAAUUAGGCAAAUUCGGCGAGGAUGCCUGGUUUACGGCCAGGACCAGUGUCGCCGACGUGAUAGGUGUUGCAGAUGGUGUGGGUGGUUGGCGUAGCUACGGCAUCGAUCCGGGUGAAUUUUCCUCUUUCCUCAUGAAGACUUGCGAACGGCUAGUCACCUGUGCCAGCUUUAAUCCUCAGAAACCUGUUAGUCUUUUAGCAUACAGUUACUGUGAAUUGUUGGAGCAGAAGAAACCAAUUCUAGGAAGUAGCACAGCUUGCGUUUUAAUCCUGAAUCGCGAGAAUAGCACAGUUUAUACGGCAAAUAUUGGCGAUAGUGGCUUUAUUGUGGUGCGAAAGGGUGAAAUUGUGCACAGAUCUGAGGAGCAGCAGCACUACUUCAAUACGCCUUUCCAAUUGUCCCUCCCACCACCUGGCCAUGGGGACAAUGUCCUUAGUGAUAGUCCAGAAUCUGCGGACACCCUAAGUUUCACCGUUAAAGACGGCGAUGUGAUUCUCGUGGCAACAGACGGUGUUUUUGACAAUGUGCCUACGAAACUUCUGUUGGAUACGCUAAAAGAGGUUGAAGGAGAACAAGAUGCUGUAAAGUUGCAAAUGACUGCAAACACAAUUGCUCUGAUGGCGAGAUCAUUAGCAUUUGAUAGUGAAUUCAUGUCACCAUUUGCUAUCAAUGCACGAAAAAAUAACAUUAAUGCUAUAGGUGGUAAACCUGAUGAUAUUACGGUGGUUUUAGCUACGGUUGUACUCUGAAAAAGAAGAAAUGGCAACAAUUCACGUUGGAAGGAGGAUAAGAAAGUGGAAGGCGAGCCGUUUUUGUGGUAGAAAAGAAAGAAAAUAUCAGGUAAAUUUGUGGAGAAUUCGACUGGAUGAUUAAAAAGAAAAAGAAAAACAGGAAGGGAGGUUCGAAUAAAAAGCGACUUUUAAUAGAGAAUUUUCGAUUUUACCACAAUUCUAUCGUGCAUCAAAUUAGAUAUUUUUUAUUUGGUGAAGAAAAAAAAUUGGAUCGAAGAAAUUUGAUAAGGUGCGGAGAAUGUGUUUCUUUAGAGUGGAAGUGAUAAGUUUUUAAUCUAAAUAGAACUGUGCAUUUUGCUUCUUUAAGACACAUGAAAAUAUAAAAGCGAAAGAGUGAAAAAUGUGAAAUAAAUUGCGGAAGAUGUAGAUAAUUUCCGAGGAUUAUUUGAACCAAAAAAAAAGUUUAUGAGAAAAAAUAUCGCAACGAAAAUUCUAUUUUUUUUCUUUUUAGCAAUGAAGAAUUAUUUUUUUGUUGUUUUUUUUUAGUGGGAUUUCAAUCUCAAGCAAUACACUGUAAAAUGUAGAUGAAUUGUGUUAAUUUGGAACGCAUUAAAGGAUUCUCAGGUUUUUUUUACUUUGGAAAAAAAACAUUAAAAAAAAAAGAAAUAGCUCUGUGACUGAUGAAAAUGGUUAUAUAUUUUUUCAUUUAAAACAAAAAGAACAUUUGGCAUUAUAAAUAAUAAUUAAAUAUUUCAUACAGAAGCCCUUUAACAUGCGUGAACUUGAUAUUUUUGUCCCCCAAAUUAAUUCUUCCCAUGUAAAUCUUUGAUUUUUUUCAUUGUGCAUAUUUUUUGCCUAAUAUUUAGGUUCUCAACAAAAAAUAAAAAAUACCUUUUUACAAUUAAAUAGAAGAAGAAGAAGAAAAAAACUGAUGAAGAUAGCUAAUCAAUAACAAAUGUAAAGAAUAUUCAAAAAGAUAGCAUUAGGGCAUUGCAUAAAUGAAGAAAAAGAAAAUGUAAGUGAGAAUUAGAAAAUAAAGACAAGAUUGAAUUUAAGAGGA